Messenger RNA from Conger conger (European conger), 6018 nucleotides. RefSeq names its product protocadherin 2 alpha c (gene pcdh2a39). Gene Ontology annotation, biological process: homophilic cell-cell adhesion. The transcript is spliced from 4 exons. The coding region runs from base 268 to 3225 and encodes 985 amino acids. NCBI's taxonomy places the organism in Eukaryota, Metazoa, Chordata, Actinopteri, Anguilliformes, Congridae. Gene Ontology annotation, molecular function: calcium ion binding. The record is from RefSeq and is a predicted model, not a curated record. Gene Ontology annotation, cellular component: plasma membrane.
GCCAGAGCGAGAGGCAGCACCCUUGUCAGGGAAAAGAGUCGGCAGCGCGGAGAGGGGGAAAAAAACAGCACAGACAAAGGAAAACAUGGAUAUAUCGGUGAACUGCCAGGUUAAAGAGAAGCCGGAGAGGAUGCUGUGGUCGUCUUGCACAUAGCGGGGUAAAAUACAACCAUCUUUUUUAAUGUGGUGGUGGUGGGAGGAAACGUACUGCAAGCUAAAAAGACGGAAAACUGUUUUUAAUCCGUCUGCGGAUUCUGUGAGCUUGCGAUGGCUCGUAUAGGGAUCUGUAACAGCAUAAAGAAGAAUGUGCCUAUUUCUUUCUAUUUGGUAUUUUUAUUAUUCGGUGGCCUUGCAUCUGCACAAAUACGGUACUCCAUUCCCGAGGAGCGAGAAGACGGCACGAUCGUUGGAGAUAUUGUGCAGGAUUUGAGUCUCGAUCUCCGAACACUCGCCUCACGACGGAUUAAAAUAACCUCCGACAGCGCAAAGCGGUAUUUCAGUGUUAAUCACAAAACUGGAAAACUGGUGGUCAAUGACAGAAUAGACAGAGAGACGCUUUGCGAGUUUAGUAGCACAUGCCUUUUGAAUCUGGAAGUGGUGGCUGAAAAUCCUUUUGAAGUACAUAAUGUGGAAGUAGAAAUACUGGAUGCGAAUGACAAUGCGCCGCAGUUCCCAAGAGAGGAAUACCAACUGGACAUUUCAGAAUCGACCUUACCCGGGGCUCGUUUCCCCGUCGAAGGCGCGCAAGAUCCGGAUGAUGGCACCAAUUCCGUUCGGCAGUACCGACUCAGCCCAAACGAACUAUUUGCGCUGGACUCCAAAAAAACCUCCCCAAACAGCAAGCUGCCCGAGCUUGUGCUUAAAAAGGCUCUGGAUCGCGAGCAGAUCCCGUUCCAUCAGCUCAUUCUGACCGCCAUAGACGGAGGCGCUCCUCCACAAACUGGCACGGCUAAAAUAAACGUGCGUGUUUUGGAUGCAAAUGACAACGUCCCCCUGUUUGACAGCUCAGUGUACAAAGUGAAACUGUUAGAAAACUCGCCAAAGGACACUCUUGUGAUCAAGUUGAACGCAACAGACGCGGACGAGGGCACCAACGGAGAGGUCAUCUACUCGUUCAGCAGCUACACCCCGGAGAGGGUCAGGCAGGUGUUCAGCAUGGACCCCAACACCGGGGAGAUCCGGGUGAGGAGCCAGGUGGACUACGAGGAGACCAGCUCCUACGAGAUGUACGUCCAGGCCAUGGACAAGGGCGCCGCGGCGGUGGCCGUGCACUGCAAGGUGGUGGUGGAAGUCAUGGACGUGAACGACAACGUCCCGGAGAUCGUGCUGUCCUCCCUGUCCAGCCCGGUGCGGGAGGACGCGCGGGCCGACACGGUGGUGGCGCUGAUCAGCGUGACGGACCGCGACUCCGGCCCCAACAAGCAGGUGAGCCUGGAGAUCCCGCCGGGCCUGCCCUUCAAGGUCAAGUCCUUCCGCAACUACUACACCCUGGUGACCUCCGCCUUCCUGGACCGGGAGGACAUCGCCGCCUACAACGUCACCCUCAGCGCCACCGACACCGGCACGCCGCCCCUCUCCUCCAAGAAGACCAUCCAGAUAGACGUGGCGGACGUGAACGACAACCCCCCGCGCUUCGAGCAGACGUCGUACACCGUGUACGUGGUGGAGAACAACACGCCGGGGGCCUCGCUCUGCACCGUGCGAGCACAGGACUCCGACAUCAACGAGAACGCCCGCAUUACCUACACCGUCCUCAACGACAACAACCACGGCAUCCCCGUCACCUCCUACGUGUCGGUGCGGGCGGACACGGGCGAGGCCUACGCCCUGCGCGCCUUCGACUACGAGACGCUGCGCGAGUUCCACUUCCAGGUCAAAGCCCAAGACGGCGGCAUCCCCCCCCUCAGCCGCGUGGCCACCGUGUACAUCUACGUGCUGGACCAGAACGACCACGCCCCCGAGAUCGCCUACCCUCCCGCCAACGGCUCCCGCCCGUCCGAGACGGUGCUGAAGAACGUGGAGGCGGGCCACCUGGUGAUGAAGAUCUCGGCGUACGACGCCGACGCGGGUCAGAACGCCUGGCUGCUCUACAGCCUGGAGCAGGCCACCGACCCCGACCUGUUCAAGGUGCACGAGCACACGGGCGAGAUCCGCACCACCCGCAAGAUCGUGGAGGACAACUCCACCUUCUUCAGCCUGACCGUGCUGGUGCGGGACAGCGGCCAGCCCUCGCUCUCCUCCACCGCCACCGUCAACGUGGCCGUCAUGGAGGUGCCGCCCAAGAUGACGCCCGACCCCAAGAAGAUCAUCAAGCCGCACCGGACGCUGAUCUUCUCCAACGUCACGCUCUACCUGAUCGUGGCGCUCAGCGCCACCACGUUCGUGUUCCUGCUGACGGUGGUGGUGCUGGCCAUCGUGCGCUGCCACGCCUACUGCACGCAGUCGGGCUCCUGCUGCCCCUGCUGCACGUCCCAGAAGGCCCCGCCGCAGCCGGGCCAGGGGGCCGGCGGGGCCGGGGGCGCCAGCGGGCAGCAGCCCAACAACAACGUGGUGCUGCGGCGGGACCUGAAGGUGGAGCCGCACUACAUCGAGGUGCGCGGCAACGGCUCGCUCACCAAGACGUACUGCUACAAGACCUGCCUGACCGCCACGUCCGGCAGCGACACCUUCAUGUUCUACAACACGGGCUGCCCGCCCGGGGGCACCAUGGGCUCCGAGCGCUUCUUCACGGGGCAGAGCGGCCAGAUGUUCGUGCGGCGGCUCAGCAUGCCGGACGCGGCUCUGCAGCCCAAGCCCCCAAAUGCAGAUUGGCGGUACUCGGCCUCCCUGAGAGCUGGAAUGCAGAGCUCGGUGCACAUGGAGGAGUCCUCAGUGAUGCAGGGCGCUCAGGGGGUCCUGGUGCAGAACUGGCCCACAGUCUCCAGCGCCGCCGACGCUGAGGGCGGCGAGGUGUCGCCCCCUGUAGGCGCGGGGGUGAACAGUAACAGCUGGCACUUCCGCUACGGUCCCGGCCCCGGCCCCCCGCAGCACCUGAAGCCGGGCGAGGUGCCGGAGGCCUUCAUCAUCCCCGGCUCGCCCGCCAUCAUCUCCAUCCGCCAGGGCGCCGGCGACGGCGACGACAAGGGAGACUUCAUCUCCUUCGGCAAGAAGGAGGAGAAGAAGAAGAAGAAGAAGAAGAAGGGAAAGGAGAAGAAGGAGAAGGGGAAGGAUGACGGAGAGGAGUAGGGAGGGGCGCGUAAAACAGAGCUACCAACUAAAGACCAAACGGCAGAGCAAAAAAAAACGAAACAAAAGAGAACAAAGAGAGAGAAACAAACGUAAAGAGAGAGAGAAUAAUCAAAUAAGAUGCUAAACACGUAAAUGCAGGGAGAGCACCCUUCAUUGGUAACCCAGGGCAACAGCGUUCAAUUCCAAAUACUUCCAGAAAUAUCUGCCACAAAAUGGCUGCCGGUCACAGAAGGCUUGCCUCUCUACCAGGAGGGCUUCCUCUUGAUGCUCCACAUUAAGAUGUUGCCCCUCCUAUACCCCCUGCCCCCUCCCCUAAAACCCCACCGCUGACCCAGAGAGGCUCGCCUUCCGGCCUGACGUUGGCACCUCUGUCUCUCUCCUCCCGCUCACUUUCUUCCUGUCCGCACAGGAAGCGCUCACAUUUGGCAAAGAGCUGCACGCUUGCCUCGGUGUUUCACAUCAAUCAAAACAUAAAAUAUAAAAAAUAUAAAAUAUAAAAAAAAGUGACUAAUUUGCUAAGGAGACGGAAGCAGGACACAUGCAGCAUUUGUAAAUAAAGCAGGAAUGAAUCGAAUCGCAGCGCAGGAACGAAUCGAAUCGCAGCGCAGGAAUGAAUCGAAUCGCAGCGCGUGAACGAAUCGAAUCGCAGCGCGUGAACGAAUCGCAGCGCGGGAACGAAUCGAAUGGCAGCGCAGGCCCGACCUACGAGAAGGCCGCAGCCAUGCACACUUUUUUUAAUAUACGUUCUGAGAGGGUGGUGACGCACGGCAGUCUGCACAAGAACCACUGUGCCUGACACACCGAGGCACCGCCCCUCCACCGCGCCGGUGUCCGAAACGCGGCCUCCCCCGGAGGCCCCGCCUACCAGCAUCGCACCCCGACACCCUCAGGCUGAGGGCGAGAGAGAGGCCAGCUUUAGAAAUAUUUUUCUACCCAAAGAGAGAGUUAGAGGCGUACGAAGCGGUGUGAGAGCUCUCCUCUCAGACCCGUGUAGAGCGAGGGUUGGUUUGGCGGCCUGCGCAUAGACGGAGGGGGGGGGUGGUAUGGGUCUUGUAAUAUAGCAGGAAUGUUUCUCUAUUUUGAUUUUUUUGAUUCUGUUUUUUUUUUUUUUUUCGGUUCUGCUCUGAAUGUUUUGUAGUUGUCCUUGGCUUCGUAGUGUUAAAGCUUCUCUCCUUCGUGCGCUUUUCGGUGCUCUUACAGUUAACACGUUCAAGGGGACUCUCUCUCUCUCUCUCUCUCUCUCUCUCUCCCCUGCCCCAUGUCCUGAUGUAGGAGUCCUCGACAAUUAACCUUGAGCAUCCUGGCUUUUGAUAAUUUACUUAUCGACUACCACUGCCUCUUCACUGAAACCUAUAUUCGCUUUUUUAACCAAUUAAUAUGAAAACUGCAAAACUGACCAAUCACGGCUCAUCUGCUCUGGCUGCCCAGCGCUAGCUUUGAGAGAGGGGGAAGGAGUGAUCCGUGUGCUCUCUCCUUUCAUCCCAGACUGCGGAAGGGCCCUGUGCCCUGAGUCUGGAAUGUCUUUUACUCUAUUAUGAGAGCUAAUCCACUAAUUAGCCAAUGACUCUCUGCUUUUGAGAAUGACCAAACAACAGCAUUAGGCAAGCGAGGGCUUUCUCUUCUCCAAUUGGCUAGGAGGUAACUGGGGGCGGGCUCUACGUGGUUUCUUCCUUAAACUCACAUGAGACAUGUGCUGCGUUUGGGUUAUUAAAGACUAAAGAUGCCAGUCUAAACACUAAUUUACUAAUUAAUAACUCAUUGUGUUGAAGAAACGGGACAAAUUUCAGCCAAACUGAAGAUUCUAAGUAACUGUACAUGUGGCUUUUAUAGUUAAGAAAUGAUCACUUUUAAGCUUUCAGUCAGCUUGGUCAGCUAUCUUACUUCAGGAACAACAGCAGUCUGCGUUGACUGUUUGACAAAUUAACAGAUAAAAAAGUAGCUACAUUUGGAACAUCAGAGUCUGCCCCUGUGAAUUCUCAACCCUUCCAGUUAAUCGAGUUCUGCAUAAACUGACCAAUCCCACAAAGGGGUGGAGUUGCGUUUCUGCUCCACUGCUAUUGGAUGGCUUCCCUGUCUGUCUGUAGACACUCAGACUCAAUCGCUCAAUCCUGUCACAUCAAUGGCUGUUGCAUGUACUUAUCAGAGGAAACACAUAUUGUAUAGAAAUGUAUAUAUAGAUAGUUAUGAUUUUAUUAGUAUUAUUUUCCUUCAUUAAUCAUACGAAAUAUACAUGAGCCUACAAUCUCAACCCACGUCUGUGUGGCACACGGGUUUCCUGCUCUGACGUGUGUCCCAGACUGACUGUAACUAACCUUAUUGAUAUGUGUAAUGCUAUAGUGUGAUGCCCUCAAUUGCAAUUAUCUCCCUAUUUCUUUUUUCUUUUUUAAACAACAAUUUUUUGUUUUCAGGACGAACAAAAAAAAAUUAAUGAAUAACUUUUGUGUUAGGCAUUGACAUGAUGAUUUUACUAACACUGUAAUGUGAAACCCAGUUAUGUAUGCUCCCCUGCAGAGACAUCCUCCCCUUCCCCCUUUACAAAAUAUAAAAAACGAACAAAAGAAAAAAAAAUGAAAAUGGCAAAAAAAAAAAAAGGUAUAUGUGGUGUAUAUAUGUAGUGUACGCUUGUUUAGUGGUGUAUGGUCCCACGGAGCUCUGCUCUGUGCUGAACCUUAUUGUACACCUGCUCAUCCUCUGUAAUGGUGUAGUAGUGACUUUUUUAUUUCAAUGGAUACUGUGGUAACGUGUUUUGUUUAUAAAUCACAAAUAAAGUUUUCUUUCUUAAAUAUCUUA